Molecule: messenger RNA, 1648 nt
Organism: Ornithodoros turicata
Lineage: Eukaryota; Metazoa; Arthropoda; Arachnida; Ixodida; Argasidae
Product: gastric triacylglycerol lipase-like
Exons: 9
Coding region: 61-1272 (403 amino acids)
Biological process (GO): lipid metabolic process
Molecular function (GO): hydrolase activity, acting on ester bonds
Source: RefSeq, a predicted model, not a curated record
GACGCGGAAAACGAAAGCAUCACUCGCGCAUGAAUCUUCUCAGCAGACUCUCCAUGCACAAUGCUCUCUCUUAGUACGGUCUGCUUUCUAGGAUUGCAGUUAACCAGCCUCUAUGCUCAGCAAGUACCGGUGCCGUUCUUUGCGUUCCUGGAUCCAGAUGCACUGAGAAACGUGUCUCAACUUAUCAGCAGCAAAGGUUACCCCGUGGAAGAGUAUGAGGUGAUAACGAGAGACGGAUUUGUCCUCAACGUACAACGUAUUCCUCAUGGGCGGGACCAGUUUCCUGUCUCACCUGGCAAGCGCAGAGAGGUCGUUUUUCUUCAACAUGGUCUCUUGUCGUCGUCCGCUGAUUGGGUCAUGAACUUUCCGGACGAAAGCCUAGGAUACAUCUUAGCGGACGCUGGCUACGACGUUUGGCUGGGAAAUGUAAGGGGAAACACGUAUUCACACCAUCUUCACUACACGAGGAAGGACAAGGAAUUCUGGGACUUCAGUUUCGACGACAUGAUUGAAUACGAUCUCCCCGCCAUGCUAGACUUCAUCCUCAAGGUGACCGGUGCACCGAAGCUACAAUAUGUUGGCCAUUCUCAGGGAACCCUUAUGCUGUUCGGAUUAUUGUCAGAGCAGCCGCAGUACAAUGAAAAGAUCAAGCUCUUCAGCGCUUUGGGACCGGUGUCGACCGUAACGUACACGAUAUCUCCUAUACGCCUACUUGCUCCGUGGUCUAAGGAUCUCAACUUCUUAUUUACGCUACUUGGAGAGCACGCCUUCUUGCCGAGCAACCGGUUCAUGAAGUUCCUGGCCAACACCAUGUGCAGUUUCAAAAUCUCACGCCUAAUUUGCGAGGAUAUGAUUUUUCUCAUAUGUGGCAUCGACUCCAAAGAAAUGAAUGAGACACGCUUGCCUGUGUACAUAAGCCACACUCCUGCUGGGACAUCGGUUAAGAAUAUGGUUCAUUACGGCCAGAUGAUUGAAGAGAAGUCUUUCAGCAAGUUUGACUAUGGAUGGUACAAGAAUGAACUUGCCUACGGCCAGAUGCACCCUCCAGAAUACAACGUAUCAAGGACAGCUGUUCCCGUGGCGCUGUACUGGAGCCAGAACGACUGGCUCGCUGAUCCUAAGGACGUCCUCCUCUUGAAGAACAAACUUCCAAACGUUGCACUCUACUUCGAGGUUCCAGACAAAGGGUUCACACACUUGGAUUUCGUGAUCGGCAUGCACGCGAACAAGCUCGUCUACCCCGUCGUGCUUAAGACGAUGCGCGACCAUUAGAAAUGUUACCGUUAUAUAAAUGUUGCCGAAAUUCUGGACCGUUUCUUCUAGACUGUUAAAUAAUCUGCAAUGUCCCAGGUUACAGAGAUUUAAAUUAAUCAAUUUUUUUUUUAUCCAGCACAUUGUUAUCAGACCAGAACUAAGAAGGACGUGACUUUUUUUGCUUAAAAAGAAAAAAAGAAAAGAAAGACUAACUGCUCAGACGUUCCAAAUUCGAUUGGAGAUUUCUCGAAAGAAAUACAAAAACAGGAAAGCUAUAGCCGGGAAUUGAAAAGGCCAGCGGUGCGAACACACGGUGGUGAAGCAGAUAAACGAAUUAUAUGACGUAAAAUUCAAAGAGUCUCAUUGAUAAUAAAGUGCACAGCAUUUAACUGUC